Phyllopteryx taeniolatus (common seadragon) is the source of this 2212-nucleotide messenger RNA. It is a transcript of the gene dhrsx, whose product is annotated as dehydrogenase/reductase (SDR family) X-linked. The record is from RefSeq and is a predicted model, not a curated record. NCBI's taxonomy places the organism in Eukaryota, Metazoa, Chordata, Actinopteri, Syngnathiformes, Syngnathidae. The transcript has 7 exons. Bases 777 to 1757 code for a protein of 326 amino acids.
AUUAAAAAGUCAAAUGUUUGGAUUGGAUUGUUUUUUUAACUAAAGAUUUUGUACAUUUGUUAUUAUUCAACUUUGUAUUUGUUUUUAAACCAUUUGUGUCACCUUGUUUCAGCUACCUCUGUUCAGUUGCAUCAUUAUUUAAAUAUUUUUUGUGACAUGUUGUUUAUUUGAUUUAAUACUCUGGUUAUUAUUUCAUUGAAUACUCUGGUUUUGUACAUUUUAUGUUCUUUUUUUCUAAGGGAUUUUAUUUGUUCAUUUAUAGUAAAUACAUUGUAUACUGGUUUAUUUUGUUACUUUUAGUGGGCUCAGAAUACAUUUAUUAUUUGUCAUCCAGUAUCCCACUUAUUGCUUCAUCCAUUGAAAUGUGUAUAUCAAUCCCAGUCCACUCUUCUAUUUAUUUAUUUUUAAUUAAUUAUUCUAUAUUCAUGAUAAUCCUACAAGGGGAUAUUCAACAAUGAAUGAUCAAUAAUCGCUAUUAUUGGCAAAAAGAGAGGGCCCAUUGAGAUGAAGGAUUGGACUCAUUGAAGAGUUUAUUCAUGUACAGUUUCACUUUUGUAACUGGCCCUCCGAGUGAAAGCAGAACUCUGAUGUGUCCCCCGAUGAAAAUACAGCGUUCACAGUUGUCAGACCUCAACUCGAAAUGGGAAGGCGAAUUUUCUGACGUCUCUGACGCGCGUUGGUCGUAACAUCGGGGGCGGAACAAAAGGGAGUCUCUUGUUUCCACCCAUCCGACCGACGGGAUUGCGCAGUCGGACGCCGCAGAGGAAGGAAGAAGAAUGAUGAAUCCUCUGUCAAUUUUGGUGCCUCUUCUCAAACUUUACUACUGUGGAAUCAGAGUUCUCAUCUACCAGAUGUUCAACAGCUCGUUUACUCUACCAGUCUUACAGAAGCAGAAUGGAAGGGUUGGCAUUGUUACUGGUGGUACAAGAGGAAUGGGUUUUGUGACUGCAAGACAUCUGGCAAGACUUGGCAUGCAUGUUAUAAUAGCUGGGAAUGAGAGAGAGGAGGGCUUAGCUGCUGCAAGGACAAUUCAGGGAGAAUGCAGAGAGGGGAAAGUGGAGUUUCUGUUUCUGGACCUGACUUCCCUGAAUUCAGUGCGAGAAUUUGUCGAAACAUUCAAAGGCAGAGGGCUUCCGCUCCAUGUUCUGGUUAACAAUGCUGGCACCAUGCUGGUUUCUGAGAGUCAGACAGAAGAUGGCUUUGAGUUACACUUUUCUCUCAACUACCUCGGCCACUUCCUACUGACCAACCUGCUGCUUGACUUGCUGAAGAGAUCAGGCAGACCAGGCUGCUGUUCACGUAUCGUCAACAUGUCCUCUGCAACACACUAUGCGGGGGUUAUACACAUGGAUGACCUCAACAGGAGGUUAAGCUACAGUUCUCAUGGUGCCUACGCCCAAAGCAAACUAGCUUUAGUGCUUUUCACUUACUACCUACAAGAGCAGAUGACAGCCAAAGGUUUCUCAGUGAUCGUCAACGCUGUGGAUCCUGGGAUGGUGGACACAGCACUCUACGACAACCUGUGGAGCCUUGCACAGGCACUCAAAAAGCCAUUUGCCAAGACUUUGUUCAGGACACCGACAGAGGGUGCCUCCAUAAUCAUGUAUGCGGCAGCUGCCUCUGAGAUGGAAGGGGUGGGUGGUUGCUACCUCUACAAUGGCGAGAAGAGACAAUCAGCCAAAGAUUCCUAUGACGCUGAACUUCAAGCGGAGUUGUGGAGAAAGAGCUGUGAGCUUGCAGGCCUACACAAGGGCUAAUAUACACGGUGACUGUCCUUCAAAGACCAAUAGAUCCACAUCAGACUUGAAAUUAUGUACGGAUUUGGCUUGGACCAGUGAUUUACAACCACUAUGGUGUAGAAAUGUAUCUUUUUUUUUUCCUAAUUUGGUCUGAAAAUUAUUAGUUAUCUAUUGUAAGUAAUGUAUCUUUGUUCAUCUAUUGUAUUCGUGCCAGCAAUGUAUCAUGACAGGAAGCUAAUUAAAUGCUCUUUCACUUGAUGGCAGAAGCUCCAGUUAACCUUUGUUGCCAUUCAUACAACUGAAUAACUUUGUGUUAAACUAAACAAGACCAGAUUUCCCAUUGAGUAAGUAAUUUGAUCCGAGAUCAUCAUUAUUUCAAUAUAUAUACAGUAUUUUUUUAUCACAUUUUUGUUUGGUGAUUUUCUAAUGUGAAAUAUGUGUCUGACCUUGACUCAAUAAAAAUUGGGAAACGC